GGUCAGAGGUCACCACUAUAUCAGCUCUGGAGAGCAACUCUAGUUGGGACAACAGCUGUGAUAUUUGAAUAGCUAAUAGCGGUAACUUGAUUUUUUUGUUGUUGUUGCAGUCAUGGCACCGAUUCUACUGAACUGCAUGGGAAAUGACCACAGUGAAUACAUCAAACAACAAGUCCAGGUGAAAAAUCCCUACUUGGAUACCAUGGAGGAGGACAUUCUGUACCACUUCAGCAUGAGCACCAAGUCUCACAACUUGCCGGAGAUGUUUGGCGACAUUAAGUUUGUGUGUGUUGGCGGCAGCGCCAAUCGCAUGAAGGCCUUUGCCCAGUUCAUCCACGAGGAGCUGAAACUGCCCGGCAACCCAGCCGAAAUCCGAGAUAUAUGCGAGGGAACUGACCGCUACUGCAUGUAUAAAGUGGGACCAGUACUUUCUAUAAACCAUGGCAUGGGUGUCCCAUCGAUCUCUAUCAUGCUGCAUGAGCUCAUCAAACUGCUGCACCAUGCCCACUGCAGGGACGUGAUCCUCUUUCGCUUGGGAACAUCUGGUGGUGUUGGUUUGGCACCAGGCACGGUGGUGGUUACAGACAAAGCAGUGGACUACUCCUUCAGGCCCCAGUUUGAGCAGGUGGUUCUGGGUAAAGUGAUCACCCGGAGCACUGAACUGGAUGAGGGGGUGGCUAGUGAGCUUCUGCAGUGCUCCUCUGAGCUCCAAAACCUUCCAACUGUGAUUGGAAACACCUUGUGCACACACGAUUUCUAUGAAGGUCAGGGUCGACUUGAUGGGGCUCUGUGCUCCUUCUCCCAUGAGGAAAAGCUGGAGUAUCUGAGGCAAGCCUAUGAAGCUGGAGUGAGGAAUAUUGAAAUGGAGUCAACCGUCUUCGCAGCCAUGUGCCGUGUGUGUGGCCUCAAAGCGGCUGUCAUCUGUGUCACAUUGCUGAACCGCUUUGAGGGAGACCAGAUCACGUCCCCUCAUGAUGUUCUGGUGGAGUACCAGCAGAGACCACAAGCUCUGGUGGCCCACUUUAUCAAGAAACGCCUUGGACAUAUUGUCUAAAAGCACAACACUGCCGUAGCCCUCUUAAAUCAAUGUAUAUAGAUUUAACUGAUGUGUAUAUACUGUACUUAACAUGUUCAUAUGUGCAUUUCAAGACACUAAAGAUGCUUGAUUAAGUUAAAUAUUAUAUAACAUUAAUUUAAGUUUGUAUUGUAUCAUUGAAUGUGUGAUAGUUUGGUACCCGUGUUACGGAUUUUUCUAAUGAUGUUCUUUUCCGGUUGUUUGGUAGUACAUGCUAUCUCCAAAAACUAUAGGAACAAUUCGGAAAAACCUUGAGGCAAGGUUUUCAGUGAAAUAUAAAUGCACUGCAAGUAUAGUGGCUAAGUUUCCUAGCAUCAUCUCUUUUAAUGCUUUCGAUAAGAAGCUCAUAUAAAUCAUCUGUGAUUUUACUCAUGACUAACUUGUGAGCACACAUAAACAUAGUCACUUUAGUCGUCUAAUGCUGGUACAAUGUAGUCUCAUUAAAUAAAAUAUUCAUGUCUGUGUGACUGUCGAUACUGUUUGAUGCUGCUCAUAAGGUGCGCAUAGAAAACCGAGAAUCACAAUUUUAAUAAAGUUAGAACUGUGUUCAGUAAGAUGCUGAGGUAAUUCUGCAUGCAUUGCAUCAUAUACUGACAGCUGUUUCUAAUAUUUUGGCUACCUGAUGUUACGAGAGAGGGUGGUGUGCAGUUGUACACCACAACAAACUACAACCACAAUAAUAAACACACUGUGAAAUGAA
This is a messenger RNA of Dunckerocampus dactyliophorus (ringed pipefish), 1775 nucleotides long. RefSeq names its product uridine phosphorylase 2 (gene upp2). The record is from RefSeq and is a predicted model, not a curated record. Gene Ontology annotation, molecular function: uridine phosphorylase activity. Gene Ontology annotation, cellular component: cytosol; cytoplasm. The coding region runs from base 113 to 1054 and encodes 313 amino acids. NCBI's taxonomy places the organism in Eukaryota, Metazoa, Chordata, Actinopteri, Syngnathiformes, Syngnathidae. The transcript has 7 exons. Gene Ontology annotation, biological process: nucleotide catabolic process; uridine catabolic process.